Messenger RNA from Brassica napus (rape), 1140 nucleotides. RefSeq lists its product as uncharacterized. Gene Ontology annotation, biological process: DNA recombination; DNA repair; DNA replication. Gene Ontology annotation, cellular component: nucleus. The record is from RefSeq and is a predicted model, not a curated record. The transcript has 8 exons. Lineage: Eukaryota; Viridiplantae; Streptophyta; Magnoliopsida; Brassicales; Brassicaceae. Gene Ontology annotation, molecular function: DNA binding. Bases 1 to 1140 code for a protein of 379 amino acids.
AUGUCGGUUCUUCACGAGGUUCCCAUCUCAUUUGAUGAAGACCGUUUCAGGUUUCAUUCAUAUGAAGAUUUUGAAGCUAACUGUGAUCUCAAAGGUGACCUCUACGAUGUUGUUGGCUACAUGAAGCUGGUCAAUGGACAUACCCUUAUUGAGCGUCCCAUCCUUGACGAAGUGGAGAUAGCAACCUCUCGGCAUAUUAUGGUUCAUGUGCAAUCACAUGACGGACCUGUGAUGAAGCUCUACCUUUGGUACCAUGCUGCAACAGACUUCUACAAGAAGUUCAACUCCUAUGAAAAAGCUCCCACAGUGCUUUUGGUCACGACUGUGAACACCAAACGUCUACGAGGUACCUUUGCCCUGACCUCUAUGUCCUCUACACGUGUCUUCAUGGACUAUGACGUCCAACCAACCAAAGAUUACUUCACUUGGCUUGGCUCUAACCCAGAGAUUGGUAAGCAGGUUAGUGCAGAGGUGGUCACUAAGCGUGAGACACUGACCAUAGCAGAUAUAUUCUCCUACAUGAAACAUGAAUCUGCAAAGGAUGCAUUUUUUGAGUGCACGGCUAUGAUUGAUGAUGUUGUGCAUGGCUCUGCUUGGUACUAUAUUGCAUGCAGUGGGUGCCAUAGUACGGCUACCAAGAGAGCAACUUCGUUGAUUUGUACAAACACAAAAUGUGGGAAGACUAACACAGCUGGUGUUGCACAGUACCGUGCAAAGAUAUCCGUUUAUGAAAACAGUGACCAAGCCGUUUUUGUCCUACUUGGUGAUGCUGGUCGUGAGUUGAUAGUUAGCAGCUACUUUGAGGUUAAUGAAAACGAAGGAACUGAUCAUGAGGUCCCUGUCCCGGAAGCUCUAAUCAGCACCAUCGGACAAACACAUAAGUUUUGUGUGAAAGUUACAGAGCAUAACUUCUCAGGCAAUACCCGAGCUAUAACUGUCACCAAGGUCCUCUCUCUAGACACCCCACCGCCCACAGAAGUCUCGGUUGAAAACAACAUUGCUGCAACAUCCGAGGAAACAACGAAGAGUGGAAAUGAAGUGUGUGGACCUUCCAACGGCCGUGGAGAUUCUGCAGAUGGGGAGAGUAAGAGGAUCUCUGCAGGUGCUGAGACAGCGAAAGCUAAGCGCCCAAGAUGUUAG